GGAUUGUAUAAGUAGGAAAUAUAGUAUAGGAUUAGGAGUACAAAAACAUUGGGGAAAAAAAGGAGGAGACCAAAAAAAAAUAAAUAAAUAAAAGGAAGGCGCACCCUCGUAAAGUCUAAACUCAAAACUCAAAAGUUUCAACUGAAAUCCCCGAAUCCAUUCAUCUCCAAUCCAUCGUUAAACCCAAAAUUCAAUAAAAUGGCAUUUCACGUCGGAUGUCCAAUUACAUGCAAGCGGAUUUGUUACUGUUCGUUGGGUUUUCCGCCCAAUUUACAAACCAAUACUGGUAGAUUUGAUUUCUUGGCUGAAAUUUCUCAACUGGAACACUUUUUCAAGGAUCCAUGGAUAAUUAGGGUUAAGGAAGGUGCGACGGUUCAAAUUCCUGUUCCUAAAGUUGUUCCUCCACCGCCUCCGCCGCCUGUUUCUGCAAUUGUUCACGGGGAUGAUGUUGCGCCCUCUGCUGAGGAAUUGUUGUCUGCUCAGACUAAACGGGUUGCUUUGCAGAAGAAAGCCGCUGUUGCUUCUUUGGCUGCUGAGGAUUUCGCUCGCAAGUUUGAGUCUGGUGUUUUGGUGGAAGCCACCAAUGAUUCUGGUACAGAAGAGCUGGUCUCUUCUAAUGCCAAAGUGAUGUGUAGAUUAUGCUUCUCUGGUGAAUAUGAAGGGAGUGAAAUUGCUAAGAAAAUGGUUCCAUGCAGUACUUGUGGAAAGAAGUAUCACAAGUUUUGUGUGAAAAAUUGGUCUCAACAUAGAGAUUUAUUUCACUGGAGUUCGUGGUCAUGCCCCUCCUGCCGUACUUGUGAGGUUUGUCGUAGAACUGGAGAACCUAAUAAGUUUAAAUUUUGCAAGAGAUGUGACGGUGCCUUUCAUUGUUAUUGCAUGCAGCCUCCACACAAGAAUGUUAGUUCUGGACCUUACUUGUGCCCUAAGCAUACAAAAUGCCACAGCUGUGAAUCAAAUGUUCCAGGAAAUGGUCUGAGUGUAAGGUGGUUUUUAGGGUAUACAUGCUGUGAUGCUUGUGGGAGAUUGUUUACGAAAGGCAAUUAUUGUCCUGCUUGCCUGAAGGUCUAUAGAGAUUCUGAGUCAACACCAAUGGUUUGCUGUGAUCAUUGCCAGCGCUGGGUGCACAUCCAAUGUGAUGGAAUAAGUGAUGAAAGAUAUUUGCAAUUUCAAAUAGAUGGAAAUCUUCCAUACACAUGCCCGACAUGUCGAGGCGAGUGCAAUCAGUUGAGAAGUCUCGAAGAAGCUGUGCAAGAGCUGUGGAGGAGAAGAGACGAAGCAGAUCGAGAUCUAAUAGCAAGUUUGCGGGCAGCUGCUGGUUUGCCUACUCAGGAAGAAAUUUUUUCUAUUUCACCUUUUUCCGAUGAUGAAGAUAGUCCAAGUGUUAGGAAGGAUGAACAUGGACGGGCGAAAUUCUCAGUCAGAAGUGUGACUGAUUUUUCUCCUAGGAAGAUAAAGGAAUUCAGCAAAAAACCAUCUAGCAAAAAGUAUGGGAAGAAGGGAUAUCACACGUCUUCGGACGCUAAAAUGGAGGUUAAGACAGAAGCUCACAAUGAAACACAGUUGGUUGGUUGUAGGCUGGGGGACAAGAAAGAGGCUUCACUUCGACGUGGACCAGAGCUAUUUUCUUCUCCUUUUUCUGGAAGAUUAAAUCCAACUGACAGAAAUUUCUCCGAUACGGAAAAAGGAGUUUUGAAGCAUAAAUCUGUGGAUGAGGUGGCAGGAAACAAUGUGGACAGAAGAACAGUUUUACAAAUCAAGAGCAAGAAGAUUAACGACUCCGGCAUUAAUGAUGAUGUUGGUCAAGUUGCCAGCAAGCCCAAGACCAUCAAAGGAACUAAGCUAGUGAUACAUUUGGGAGGGCGAAAUAAAACAAUGACCAACUCUCCGAGAUCUGAUUCUUCUAGCUACCAGAGGGAACCAGAAUUGACGACUAUAAGUGGAGGGAAUGAAGCAGUGAGUCAGCCAAGAACUGGUGAUCAUCUGACAGAAAGACUAGAUGGCACAUCAAACUCGGAUGAAGGUUACUUAGUUGAUGGGACUCAUGAAAUUAAAGGAUGGAAACCAAGGGAUCACAACAUUAUAAAGCUUGGCAAAGGGAAAUCUGAAGCUUUUGGCCCUCAAUCUCACCGAGGAAAUGGACUGUUUGGUUUAGAGAGCACACAUAUCAUAUCAUCAAAGAGAAGCGUUGAAGCAAGUACACCACCCACUGAGCGGUCUCAAAGUAACUUAUACAAGAGAAAACAUCCAGAUGAAAGGCAUGGAAUGUUUGGUGAUAGUAAUAAAAGUAACCAUCCAGCACCACCUGCUUUAGAUGCAUCAUCCAAGGACUCCAGGCCUUUACUUCGACUCAAAUUCAAGACUCCUUAUCCGGCAUCUUGGAUUCCAAAUAGUGAAGAAGAGAGAGGAUCUGUGAAAGGUCAAAGGUCUAAACGAAAGAGGCCAUCACCCCAAGUAGAGAAGCACAAACAUCAUGAAGCAGAAGGUGUGGCAGAAUCACAAGAUAACAAUUUAAUGAAUGAGAUCAUGGAUGCAAACUGGAUUUUGAAGAAGUUGGGUAGAGAUGCUAUUGGAAAGAGAGUAGAAGUUCAUCAGCCGUCUGAUAAUUCCUGGCACAAGGGAGUUGUCAGUGAUGUUAUUGAGGGGAUGUUGUCUAUUGAUCUUGAUGAUGGAAGGGCAAAGUCUUUGGAACUUGGAAAGCAAGGAAUCAGAUUUGUUCCACAGAAACAAAAGAAACUGAAAUCUUGAUGAUUGAGCUUAUAGAUUAAACCUAGUCAUGUAGCAUUCAAAAGGUUCUUAGAUUUUUUGGUAGCAAGGUAUUUCAGAUCCCAUGUAAUCUAUUGCCAUCCUCAUUUCUUCAGUUGAAGUUUAGGUGCAUGUACUUCUUGCACCUGAAAGCAGUUGCUGAUUGUGCGGAAAUUUCUUAGCAGCAGCAGUGUUUUAGACAGGCUUAGGAUGCAGUUCUUUUUUUUUUUUUUUUUUUUUUCUUCUUUUCCCCUUAUGUCUGUUCACAUUUAUACAAUGCAUCUUGAUACGGAUCUAGUCAGAAAACUAGUGUAGACUGCUGUUUCUCAGUGUUUUUAGUCGCCUUUCUAGCCUUUGUUGUAAAUGAUAAGGAAUAUAUGCAGUCUUCUUUGCCUUAUAGCUAAAGUUGACAUGUGAUUUGUAACUUUCAAUAACUUGAUUUCUAAUUUUACAUAUUGUGAAAUUACAAGCUUC
Messenger RNA from Amaranthus tricolor (Joseph's coat), 3216 nucleotides. RefSeq lists its product as uncharacterized. The record is from RefSeq and is a predicted model, not a curated record. The transcript is spliced from 13 exons. NCBI's taxonomy places the organism in Eukaryota, Viridiplantae, Streptophyta, Magnoliopsida, Caryophyllales, Amaranthaceae. The coding region runs from base 199 to 2745 and encodes 848 amino acids.